This is a messenger RNA of Fusarium mangiferae, 255 nucleotides long. RefSeq names its product putative conidiation protein 6 (con-6). Gene Ontology annotation, cellular component: cytoplasm. Bases 1 to 255 code for a protein of 84 amino acids. NCBI's taxonomy places the organism in Eukaryota, Fungi, Ascomycota, Sordariomycetes, Hypocreales, Nectriaceae. The transcript has 3 exons. The record is from RefSeq and is a predicted model, not a curated record.
AUGACCGAUGCUCAGGUUGCCGGCGGCCACAAGGCUACCAUCAACAACCCCAACACCUCCGAGGAGGCCAAGGAGAACUCACGCCAGGUUCUCAAGAACGAGUUCAACGGUGGUGAUGUCACUGGCGCCGAGGAAAACAAGGAGAAGAACCCUGGCAAUGUUGCUGGUGGUCUCAAGGCUACCCUGAACAACCCCAGCGUCUCCGACGAGGCUAAGCAGAAUGCCAAGGAGCGUCUUGACAAGGAGGAUUUCUAA